CCGAGUUUUGGAUCCAAGCUCUGGACCAAUGCAUAGCGAGAGCUAAUCAAGGCGCAAACCCAAAACAAACUCACUAUUGUCACAGAAAACGAAAGGCAAGAAGGACAGAAAUCAUGCGAAAGCGAGGCAAGGGACCCAAGAAGCCUAUGACGGCGUUCCUGUUAUUCAGCAACGCUAUGCGGGCAGCCGUCAAGGCGGAGAGCCCUGGCAUUGAUUUCGGCGAGGUCAGCAAGAUCCUCGGCGAGAAAUGGGCGAGAAUAUGUGCAAAGGAGAAGGCGGAGUACGAGGCAAAGGCGGCGGAGGACAAGGAUCGCUAUCUGCGGGAGAUGCAGGAAUAUGCGAGCACCAAGAGCGACAGCGAGAGUGAGGCUCGGUCGCCCUCAGGCAAGAAGCACAAGGGCGGCCAUGUGAAGGCCUCAGCGGCUCAAGCAUACGCGCAGGAGUGGCGCAAGGAGCCUGCCGUGGAGUCUGCGCGCCUGGGAGGCAACGAGCGCAAGGCCUCCGGCGCUCCCAAGAAGCCCAUGACGCCGUUCCUGCAUUUCAGCAACGCGGUGCGGGAGUCCGUCAAGGCCGAGAACCCUGGCAUCGCCUUUGGCGAGCUCGCCAAGGUCAUCGGCGAGAAAUGGGCGAAGCUGAGUGCACAGGAGAAGGCGGAGUACGUGAAGCGGUUCGAUGAGGAUAAGCAGCGCUAUGCGCGGGAGAUGCAGGACUAUGCCUUAGCCAGGGAGGGCGCCGCCGGCUCUGGGAGCGCGGCCGCUGAUGCGCCCAUACGGGUGGAGGAGGAGACGACGGAGGAGGAGGACGAGACGGAUGUGGAGGAGGAGGAGGAGGAGGAGGAGGAGAAGGUGGAGGAGGAGGAGGAGGAGGAGGAGCAGCGGGAAGAGGAGUACAGGAGCAAUGAGUGGCAGGUGUGAAGGUGGAGGUGAAGAAGGAGCCGUAGGUGGGCCCGGCAGCGGUUUCAGUGGCGUGCCCGGUGCGCGCGUGCGCAUGACACAACGGAGGGAGGGCCGCGGCACACACGAGCCGGGCUAAACAGGGAUGCUGGGGCGUGUUAGGUUGGUCACGGCACGGGGCGCCCGUCAGUAAGCAGGAGACAAGCGGAGCACCAUGAAAGCAGCCGGGAUAGAUGCGGCUGUGUGCACGGCACCUACAUGCGUGGGCAACAUGACUGCAUGUGAGAUGCUGGCGUGAUGCAGCACUGGUUGGACCGGACGCGGGGUCGUGGACGGGCCUAAGGCCCCCUCAUGCAUGCGUUAGGACCAUUCAUGGACCAUUCAUGAGCAAUUGAGUUGCGUGGUUGGUGGUGGGUUCAGGACGGCGUGUUUAAUGAACUAUUUAUGUGGCGAUAAUGAUGUUGAGGAUGGGUUGAGGAGUUGGAACAGCAGGACCGUGACCUGCCGUGACUCAGUGAGACAUGUCCACACGGUAUGCUAGAAGUUGGGUGGGUGAGGAUGGGUUGGUUGGGCACAGCGCUGCUUGCGAUACGGCGCCAAGGAAGGUGCCGAGCGGACAGGCCGGGUCAGGGCAGGGCAGCAGGGGCGCACGUGGUCAGGUGUAGCGGGUAUGUAUGAGAGCGUUGGGCACGCGUUGAAGGUACCCGAAUGCGCAUUAUGCAGGAUGGAUUGAGCUGAGCCCGACAAAGCGAUUGACAUCCGAGAGGUCGAAGCCCCUGGGCAGGCUGUCCCUGUGUGCGUGAGUGUGCGCGUGUGUGCACGAGGCGUGCAUGUCACAGCACAGGAUGUGGUUUGCGGACUGUGGCGUGGGGGCUGCAGGGUGGGGGCUUUAGGGCUGGCUUUUAAACGACUACCGCGUGACCGUUGUGCCCGGCAGACUGUGAGUGGGGCUGUAGGCCAACGCGCGAUGCGGCUUUGCUCUUAGCUUGCUUACCAUAAUAGCAUGAGACGGGCAUUAUGCGUGUGGCCGUUAUCAAGCUUGCCGUUGUCAGACGCCCCAGUCUCGACCGCACCGGUCGCGCCUAGGUCAAGUUGCACUAAGAAUACAGAUGAAUCAGUGAAGCGCUUCAUUUGCAUAUGCGGUAUAUGCGGCUGGAUAUGCGGCACCAGGACCUGGCCGCACUUGUGCAAGAAAGAGGCGACCUUGCCAGUUGACAUCUGGGGGAGGUGGGCCGCUAGGCUUGGUACGGCUUGCAUGCGGCUAGGCCCGAGCGAGAACUCUGAUGGUAAACUGGUCCAAGUCCA
Messenger RNA from Chlamydomonas reinhardtii, 2198 nucleotides. RefSeq lists its product as uncharacterized. The record is from RefSeq and is a predicted model, not a curated record. Bases 114 to 914 code for a protein of 266 amino acids. The transcript is spliced from 7 exons. Lineage: Eukaryota; Viridiplantae; Chlorophyta; Chlorophyceae; Chlamydomonadales; Chlamydomonadaceae.